Molecule: messenger RNA, 1008 nt
Organism: Recurvomyces mirabilis
Lineage: Eukaryota; Fungi; Ascomycota; Dothideomycetes; Mycosphaerellales; Teratosphaeriaceae
Exons: 2
Coding region: 1-1008 (335 amino acids)
Cellular component (GO): nucleus
Source: RefSeq, a predicted model, not a curated record
AUGCCGCCCAAGAAAGGCACACCAAAAGCUCCGGCAGCAGAGACAGCGGCGUCUGGUCGACCUAAGCGGACUACUGCUGCUCCUGCUGCUACCUCAGCUCCUCCCUUAGCAACCAAGAAGCGCGCCGCGCCCAAGAAGACGGCCGAACCAGCUCCCAAGCGUGCCAAAGGCGCCCCAAAAGCAAAGAAGACUGAGGAUGCGCCGUCGAAGCCAGAACCAGCUACGGGAGCAGUAGAGGAGGAGUCAAAGGCUGCUCCUCGUAAGCGCGGCCGUCCACCAAAGGGCGGUGAGACGACCAAAGCUACCGUCCUGGAAGAAGCAGCGGAGCAACAGCUCGAGGACGAAUUGCUAGAUGAUGCCGCUGCUACUACCGGGCCUACGGCGGCGGGAGCUGAGAAGAAGGGAGUGAAAGGUGAGCCAUCUCUUACCACGUCAAAGACAGCCCAGAGUCACGAAGCGAAGGCAGGCACCAAGAACUACUGGCUCAUGAAGGCCGAACAGGAGGAUCGUCUUGAGACGGCCCAUGACGGCACACAGAUCAACACGAAAUUCACCAUCGACGACUUACGUGAGAAUACUGUCACGAAGCCGGAUGCGAGGCCGGAGUUGUGGGAUGGUGUGAGGAAUCAUGUUGCGGCUAAUCAUAUGCGGGCGAUGCGGAAAGGCGAUCUGGCUUUCUUCUAUGCUUCGGGUGGGAAAGCUGGGAGGAGUCCCGGGAUCGUGGGCACGAUGGAGGUGGUGAGUGAGGCGGAGUGGGAUGUUACGACUGAGGAUCCGGGAGCGUAUGGGUAUGUGGAGGAGGGGAAGAAGGAGCAACGACAGAAAUGGGUCGUUGUCGGCGUGCAAUUUCGAUCUAAGCUUGAUGCUCCGGUGAGCUUGAAGAAGUUGCAGGAGUUCAAGGAUGGGAAGUUGGCUGGUAUGCAGUUGUUUCGGCAGUCGAGGUUGAGUGUGGCGAAGGUUACGGAAGAGGAGUGGACGUUCAUUAUGGAUGAGCUUGUCGGGCAGUGA